Molecule: messenger RNA, 246 nt
Organism: Strongylus vulgaris
Lineage: Eukaryota; Metazoa; Nematoda; Chromadorea; Rhabditida; Strongylidae
Source: the annotation of a GenBank genome assembly
AUGGCAGAAAACAGGAAAGAACUUGAAGAAGAAGCACAGAGAUGGAAGGACCAAUUAGGAUUGUACGGCUUAAAGCUCAACACAAAGAAGACAGAAUAUAUGGAAGUGGGAGGUCAAACUUCAGAAACCAUAUACAUCGAUGAGAAGCCAAUCAAGAAAACGUGUACCUUCAAGCAGCUGAGAAGUUGCAUUUCUGGUGAAGGAGGUCUUCAAGAUGAAAUAUCUGCCAGGACAAACGCAUUCUAA